UCGCAAAGCCCGUAGCAAACUCGCAAUCUCUCAAACAAGCUCAUGGCCACCUCGGCGAUCACAUCCCCAGCGGCGCCGGAAGCGACGCUGCCCCUGGCCGGCCGCGUGGCCAUCGUCACCGGCGCGUCCCGCGGGAUCGGGCGCGGCAUCGCGACCCACCUGUCGUCCCUCGGCGCCAGCCUGGUCCUCGGGUACGCCUCCAGCUCUCAGCAGGCGGACGCGCUGGCCGCUGAGCUCCCGCGCGCCGUGGCGGUGAAGGCCGACGUCUCGGACGAGGCGGGCGUCCGGUCCCUCUUUGACGCCGCGGAGACCGCCUUCGGCGGCCCGGCGCACAUCCUCGUGGCCUGCGCUGGCCAGGGCAUCGGGACCUACCCGUCCCUCGCCAACACCGCCACCUCGGACUUCGACAACGUGUUCGCCGUGAACACCCGAGGUGCGUUUCUGUGCCUGCGCGAGGCGGCGAACCGGCUGCACCGCGGGGGCGGGGGCCGGAUCGUGGCCGUGUCCUCGACGCUGGCGGCGACGCUGCUCCCCGGCUACGCGGCGUACGUGGCGUCUAAGGCGGCCGUGGAGGCGAUGGUGCGGGUGGCCGCGAAGGAGCUCGGGUCGGCACGGGUGACGGUGAACUGCAUCGCGCCGGGGCCGGUGGCGACGGAGCUCUUCUUCGACGGGAAGAGCGAGGAGGCGGUGGAGAGGUUCAGGGCUGGGCACCCGAUGGGGCGGCUUGGGGAGGUCGGCGACAUCGCGCCUGCGGUGGGGUUCCUCUGCACCGACGCGGCCGAGUGGGUGAACGGCCAGGUCAUUCGGCUCAACGGCGGCAUUGCUUAAUUCAUUGGCGUGGCUGUCGCUCUGUUUCUCCCUUUCAAACGGAUAUCUCCGUUUUCUUAAAAAAUUGCUGUGCCUGUUUUUUUGUUGGAGGAUUGUGAUUAGCUGCUUUUGGUGCUUGAAUAAAGAAGAAAACACAAUGAUAUGGUGUACUCCGUAAACUAUUGUAGGUGCUCAGAGUUGCAUGUAUCUUUUUUAUGAAAGAAGUUGCACGUAUA
Triticum dicoccoides is the source of this 1043-nucleotide messenger RNA. RefSeq names its product NADPH-dependent aldehyde reductase-like protein, chloroplastic. Gene Ontology annotation, molecular function: oxidoreductase activity. The transcript has a single exon. The record is from RefSeq and is a predicted model, not a curated record. NCBI's taxonomy places the organism in Eukaryota, Viridiplantae, Streptophyta, Magnoliopsida, Poales, Poaceae. The coding region runs from base 43 to 828 and encodes 261 amino acids.